UCGAAGAAAAGUAUGGUUCUCGAACUGGCUGAUGGUACAGUUUACCAGGGUUACAGCUUUGGCUGUCCAGGGAAGAGCGUUAGCGGCGAAUGCGUUUUCCAAACUGGAAUGGUGGGAUACCCCGAAUCGCUCACCGAUCCGUCCUACGAAGGCCAGAUCUUGGUCCUAACCUAUCCACUCAUUGGAUCUUAUGGUGUUCCCGACCGAGACGAGCUUUUUUCGACGUCUGGAUUGUCUGCUUAUUUCGAAUCUUCACGAAUUCACGUGGCUGCCCUCGUUGUUGGCUGUUAUAGUGGAGAAGAGCUCGAAUACAGUCAUCACUUGGCUAACAGCUCUUUAGGUCAAUGGCUUCAAGCUGAAGGCAUCCCUGCUGUCUAUGGAUUGGAUACCCGAGUCUUGACGAAAAAAAUCCGUGAACGAGGUGUGAUGCUUGCGAAACUUUUGGCCAAAAAUGAGACGAAUUGUGGCAGUCCUUUGAUUCAAAAAACCAACUUUCCAAAGUUGAAUGCAUUCAGCCUCCUCAAAGACUCCUGGCGUUCAGAUUACAUUGAUAUUCCAUUACAUGAUCCCAAUGUCGAAAAUCUAGUUUCUUUGGUGUCUCGCAAAGAACCAAAGGUUUAUCAACCUAUGGAAAUUUGCUCCCAAAAUGCAGAGCCACAUAUCCUCAUGCAUCCCACCAAAUCCCGACCUAUCCGAAUUCUGGCCUUGGAUGUCGGAAUGAAAGAAAAUCAAAUUCGAUGCUUUAUUCGUCGAGGAGUCGAACUAAAAGUGGUUCCUUAUGACCAUGACUUUCUGAACCCAUCAAUUGAACCGGAAGGGUCUUUCGAUGGUCUCUUCAUCUCCAACGGACCCGGUGAUCCUACGAUGGUAGCAAGUACAAUCCUCGAGAUCCGCAAAGCGAUUCAGUUGAAGUCUUUCCCUAUCUUCGGAAUUUGUCUUGGUCAUCAAUUAUUAGCUUUAGCUGCUGGCGCCAAAACUGUUAAGCUCAAAUACGGUAACCGAGGUCAAAACAUCCCCUGUACAGACCUCCAGUCUGGACGCUGUUAUAUCACAUCUCAAAAUCAUGGUUAUGCUGUCGACACCCCUACUCUUCCUAGCGACUGGAAGGAAUUAUUCGUAAACGCCAAUGAUCAAAGUAAUGAAGGCAUUUACUCAACUCAAUAUCCAUUCUUUAGUGUCCAAUUCCAUCCCGAGAGUGCCCCAGGACCUAAAGACACAGAAUUUCUCUUCGACGUUUUCAUUGCUAGCGUACUUCGCUUCGCUCAGGACAAGACCUUUCUUCCGGUCACCAUGCCCGGUGGUGAUAUUCAUGAAAACAUUGCUAAAAAUCCUAGGGCUACGGUCAAAAAGGUCUUGGUGCUUGGUAGUGGUGGACUGUCCAUUGGUCAGGCUGGUGAAUUCGAUUAUUCUGGAAGUCAAGCCAUCAAAGCCCUCAAAGAAGAAGGAGUUUAUACUAUCUUGAUCAAUCCGAACAUUGCCACUAUUCAAACUAGUAAAGGGCUCGCUGACAAAGUCUACUUUCUCCCGGUCACACCUGAAUUUGUCCGAAAAGUGAUUCAAUACGAAAGACCUGACGGAAUCUAUUGUACAUUUGGUGGUCAAACUGCUCUUGGUGUUGGAAUUGCGAUGGCUAACGAAUUUGAAGGUUUGGGUGUACAAGUCUUGGGAACGCCGAUCUCUACAAUCGUCACAACAGAAGACCGUGAAAUGUUUGCUUCUGCCAUGCUGGAGAUUGGUGAAAAAUGUGCGAUGAGUGCUUCAGCUACUUCUGUGGAGGAAAGUAUCAAAGCAGCUAGUACAAUUGGUUAUCCAGUGAUUCUACGAGCGGCUUUUGCUUUGGGUGGACUUGGAAGUGGGUUUGCUAAUAACGAAGAAGAAUUGGUAGAACUCUGUGGCAAAGCUUUUGCUAUCAGUACUCAAGUUUUGAUUGAAAGAAGUAUGAAGGGAUGGAAGGAAAUUGAGUAUGAAGUUGUCCGAGAUUGUAGGGAUAAUUGUAUCACUGUCUGUAACAUGGAGAAUUUCGACCCGCUGGGUAUUCACACUGGUGAUUCUAUUGUGGUGGCACCCUCGCAAACACUCUCGGAUGCCGAUUACCAUAUGCUUCGAACAACGGCUAUCAAUGUCAUUCGUCAUUUGGGUGUAGUGGGUGAAUGUAAUAUACAAUACGCUCUUAAUCCUGACUCCAAAGAGUACGCCAUCAUCGAAGUCAAUGCUCGACUUUCUCGCUCGUCUGCCUUAGCGUCUAAAGCUACUGGAUAUCCACUAGCCUUCAUCGCAGCCAAACUUGGCUUAGGAAUUCCUCUCAACGAGAUCCGUAACACAGUCACCAAGGUGACUUCCGCAUGCUUCGAACCUAGCUUGGACUACUGUGUGGUAAAGAUGCCGCGAUGGGAUCUGAAGAAAUUUCAAAGGGUAUCCAGUCAACUUGGUAGCAGUAUGAAAUCCGUGGGUGAGGUCAUGGCCAUUGGACGGACCUUUGAAGAAACGAUUCAAAAAGCGAUUAGGUCCGUAGAUCCUUCGUUCACUGGAUUCGAUAAAAAUACAAUCGUCUCCGACGCCGAACUGGAGACUGAGUUGCGAAAUCCAACGGAUCGCCGAAUCUUUGCUGUUGCCAAUGCAUUGCAUGCUGGGUGGACGGUUGAGAAAGUCUGGGAAAUUACAAAGAUUGAUAGAUGGUUCUUACGUAAACUUGAGCAUAUAGUUUUGAUGGAACAAAGCAUUCGAAAAUAUAAUGCUUCACACUUUCCUGUUGACUUAUUGCGCUACGCCAAACAACACGGAUUUUCGGAUUAUCAACUUGCUAGAUUCUUGAAUUCCAACGAGCUUGCUAUUCGUCGGAUUCGGGUCGAGUUUGGAAUCAUGCCAUUUGUGAAGCAAAUUGAUACGGUGGCAGCAGAAUUCCCAGCCUUCACUAAUUAUCUCUUCACCACUUACAAUGCAGUAGAAAAUGAUGUUACUUUUGAGGAUAGGGGAAUUAUCGUUUUAGGAUCGGGUGUCUACCGUAUUGGAUCAUCGGUCGAGUUUGAUUGGUGUGCUGUUCGAGCGAUCCGUACACUACGCGGUCGUGGAUUACGAACUAUCAUGGUGAAUUACAAUCCAGAGACGGUUUCCACAGAUUUCGAUGAAGCCGAUCGUCUGUAUUUCGAAAACAUCAGUCUCGAGACAGUACUCGACAUUUACGAGACCGAAAAAUCUAGUGGAGUGAUUAUUUCGAUGGGUGGGCAAAUCCCAAACAACAUCGCCUUACCUUUACAUCGUCAGAAUGUCAAGAUCCUAGGAACUUCACCGGAAAUGAUCGACAAUGCAGAAAACCGGUACAAAUUCUCACGAAUGCUUGACAAGAUUGGUGUUGAUCAACCUAGAUGGAAGGAGCUCACUACUAUUGCCGAGGCCCACACUUUUUGUGACGCUGUGGGGUACCCCGUCUUGGUGCGACCGUCCUACGUCUUGUCAGGUGCUGCUAUGAACGUGGUCUACUCGGGUGAUGAUCUAUCUGCCUAUCUUGCUCAAGCAGCACAAGUUUCUCGCGAGUAUCCAGUCGUAGUCACCAAGUAUAUCGAAGGAGCCAAAGAAAUCGAGAUGGAUGCAGUUGCCCAGAAUGGGAAACUGGUCAUGCAUUACGUUUGCGAACACGUUGAGAAUGCGGGUGUCCACUCUGGUGAUGCAACACUUAUACUUCCUCCUCAAGACUUGGAACCUGAGACAGUUCGACGCAUCGAAAUCGCCACCCAAAAGAUUGGGAACGCACUCAAUAUCACCGGACCGUUCAACAUUCAAUUCAUCGCUAAAAAUAAUGACAUCAAGGUGAUUGAGUGCAAUGUUCGUGCCUCGCGUUCUUUCCCUUUCGUUUCUAAAGUCACUGGAGUCGAUGCCGUUGCAAUGGCCACCGAUGUUAUGUUGGGAUUCCCUGUUCAAGCAUAUCCACCGCGCAAUCUUCCACCUGGGUAUGUUGGAGUUAAAGCUCCUCAAUUCAGUUUCAGUCGUUUGGCAGGUGCCGAUCCUGUUCUCGGGGUCGAGAUGGCCUCAACUGGGGAAGUUGCUUGUUUCGGAAAAGACAAGUAUGAAGCUUACCUAAAAGCUAUCUUGGCUACCAACGUUCGGCUACCAAAGAAAAGUGUUCUCUUCUCUAUUGGUGCUUACGCCGAUAAAUUGGAGAUGCUGCCAUCUGUGCAGCGUCUUUACCGACUAGGCUAUACAAUCUAUGGUACUGCUGGAACAAAUGACUUCAUCAGCGAACAUGGCAUUCCGUGCAAAUUCUUAGAGGCUUUCUCUUCGGAAGAAGAGGCCAAGGGACAAAAAGCAGAAUAUUCUUUGAUCGAUCAUUUGAAACAAGGCAAGGUCGAUUUGUUCAUCAACUUACCCAGUCGAAAUCGAUUCAGACGACCUCAACAGCACAUCUCACGUGGUUAUCGCGCUCGAAGGACUGCUAUUGAUCAUGCGAUCCCAUUGAUCACCAAUGUGAAGAAUGCCAAAAUCUUGAUCGAGGGAUUGGCUAGGUACCCUACAUUGUCUAUCAGCUCCACGGACGCCAAAUCCUCCCAUCAGACAAUCCGCUUCCCAGGUUUCAUCGACUCUGCCGCUUUUGUCGACAAUCUGAAUGACAUUCAAGCAAACUCUCUCGAACAACUCUCGCAUGCAGCUGUACGUGCUGGAUACCUUGUGUUGCAGUGUCUGGCUGUUGGUACCACUGGCCGUUUGGACGAUAGCAAGGUCUUGGAGUCUGCCAAAGCAUCUGCUUCUGGACGAGCUCAUUGCAACUACUCUUUCUCCGUCGCAGCUACUUCUCACAAUGUCUCUACCCUCGACUCUCAUCUUUGCGACCACGCAAGUGCGUUGAUGCUACCAUUCAGACGUUUACCAGGUGACGUCAAUCAAGCCGUCGCGAUUGCAGCCCACUUCGCCUCUUGGCCAUACGACAAACCGAUCAUGACUGAUGCUAAAACCACUGACCUGGCAUCAGUCUUAUUACUUGCUAGUCUUCAUGACCGAAGUGUACAUGUGAUCAACGUUGGGUCUGCCGCUGAUAUAGAGUUAAUCGCAUUGAGCAAAAAGAAAGGACUACAAGUCACCGCCGACGUUGCAGUUUACACGCUAUUCUUGAAUCAAACCGACUAUCCCCAGGCGACAUGCUUGCCAACUCUUCAUGAUCAAGAAGUCAUAUGGGAGAAUCUAGAGCACAUCGAUACCUUCUCUGUUGGAAGCGUCCCCUAUGAACUCGCUGUCCAAUUAGAAAAACCGUAUGUCCCCGGAGAUGGUUAUGAAGAAUCGACUCAACUCUUACUAGCUGCCAUAAGUGAUGGUCGUUUGACAAUGGAGGAUGUGACCUCUCGAUGCUCAGACAAUCCUGCCAAGAUCUUCAAUUUGCCUAUCCCCAAAGGUACUUAUAUGGAAGUUCAAGUCGACCGCCCAAACAGGUUCUCAAAGUCCACCUGGUCCCCCACUCAGGAUCAAGUCUUUAACGGUACAGUUCAUCGUGUGGUUUUCCGUGACGAGACGAUCUAUUUGGACGGCUUUUCGCACUCGAAGGCCGGAACGGGCUCGCCUGAUAUCUCGGGUAUCCGCUCACCUCUGGCGCUAGGAAUCACAUCUCCUAAUCUACUGCCAAAUGGAGGCACAUCGCAACCAAGUUUCCUCUCGCUCUCACAUACGGAGAACAAGAACCAAGGAGCAAGCUCUCGGGCCAUGCGCAUCAAUGAUUCUCAGCAACUUUCAUUCCCACCCAUCCCCCAAAGGCUUUCGCCUCCCAUUGUCACAUUCGAACGCGAUCCCGCUUUCUAUCGUCGACACAUUUUGACCGUUGAGCAGUUCACCCGACAUGACCUACACGGACUCUUCAAUGUAGCGCAAGAGUUGCGAACACAAGUCGAACGCAACGGAGUCUUGGAUAUCCUCAAGGGGAAAGUCAUAUGUUCAAUGUUUUACGAACCCUCCACGAGAACAUCAGCCUCCUUUGAAGCAGCAAUGUGUCGAUUAGGAGGUCGAGUAGUCUCAAUCUCCGCCGACAAAUCGUCCGCUGCCAAAGGCGAAUCAUUAGAAGAUACGAUCCGAACCUUGGGAUGCUACGGUGAUGCUGUCGUAUUGAGACAUCCCGCAGCAGGUAGUGUUCAAAGUGCAGCUAAAGUUUCAUCAGUCCCUAUCAUCAAUGCAGGGGAUGGAAUCGGUGAACAUCCUACACAGGCUUUUCUGGAUGUCUACACCAUCCGUGAAGAGUUAGGAACUGUGAACGGCUUGACAAUCACUAUGGUAGGAGACUUGAAGAACGGACGAACGGUACAUAGUUUAGUGAAGAUCCUUUCCUUGUAUCAAGUCAACAUCAACUUCGUCUCCCCACCAUCUCUCAAUAUGCCCGAUAGCGUUAAGAGUGUGGCCUCCCGGGCUGGUAUCAAAUUUCAAGAGUUUUCAAGCUUGGAGAAAGUGAUUGCUGAAACGGAUGUGCUAUAUGUCACGCGAAUGCAACAAGAGAGAUUUACGAGUCAAGCAAGCUAUGAAGCAGUCAAGAAUGCAUACGUAGUCAACAAUGACUUGCUCAGUAAGGCAAAGAAGCAUAUGAUUGUGAUGCAUCCUUUGCCUCGUAAUACAGAAAUUGACCCAGAGGUCGAUUUCGACCCACUCAGAGCGGCUUACUUCCGACAAAUGCGACAUGGUCUAUUUGUUCGCAUGGCUCUGCUCACCUUAGUUUUAUCGCCAUGAAACGAAUUUUAUGACAAGUUGGAAUGACUCAGGUUACUUGAAAGUUUCUUCUUUUGACUCACUUUAUUUCAUUUUCAAAAUCAAAAACAGCAUCUUAUGUGCAUCUGAGAACUAGAUUUUUUACCCUAUACGUUACAAUACAACUAAGCAUACCAUACGACAUCAGUGACUAUUUGCAAUUGAAUAUAUCUUCUGC
Melampsora larici-populina 98AG31 is the source of this 6886-nucleotide messenger RNA. RefSeq lists its product as uncharacterized. Gene Ontology annotation, molecular function: aspartate carbamoyltransferase activity; amino acid binding; metal ion binding. The transcript is spliced from 9 exons. Gene Ontology annotation, biological process: L-citrulline biosynthetic process; L-glutamine metabolic process; 'de novo' pyrimidine nucleobase biosynthetic process. The record is from RefSeq and is a predicted model, not a curated record. Bases 13 to 6690 code for a protein of 2225 amino acids. Gene Ontology annotation, cellular component: cytosol; cytoplasm. Lineage: Eukaryota; Fungi; Basidiomycota; Pucciniomycetes; Pucciniales; Melampsoraceae.